AUGAGGAGUGAUCUGGAAAGGGACUUCACCAAUGAGGAAGUAUUAGUUGCUUUGAAACAAAUGUCCCCCUUUAAAGCUCCUGGACCAGAUGGCUUUAGUGCUGGGUUUUUCUUAGAUCAUUGGGGGAUAGUUGGCAUGGAGGUUACUCAAGCUGUUUUGGAUUUCUUGAAAAAUGGGGAAAUGCCUACAAGUUUAAAUCACACCAUUAUUGCUUUGGUUCCUAAGGUAAAUUCCCCUUCCUCUAUGAAUGAAUUUAGACCUAUUAGCUUAUGCAAUGUAUUGUAUAAGCUAAUAUCCGAAGUUUUGGCUAAUCGAAUGAAGAAGGUGCUGGUUGGGGUAGUUUCUUGGAACCAAAGCGCAUUUAUUCCUGGAAGGCUUAUCACAGACAAUGUUAUGGUGGCAUAUGAACUUUUACACACUAUGCAGGCAAGACAAAAAGGCAAAAUGGGCAGUAUGGCGAUUAAACUUGAUAUAUCCAAAGCUUAUGACAGGGUGGAGUGGGAUUUUUUGGAGUCCAUCAUGAUGAGGGCAAAGCAAGAAGAAUGGUGUUCUGUUGAGCAGAUUUUAUGCUUGUAUGAAUGUGCUUUUGGUCAGACAAUAAACAAACAAAAAACUUCUAUUAUUUUUAGUCCUAACACAAAUUUGGAAGAAAAAGAGCUGAUUGUUGAUUCCACCGAUGGAGUGCUGUGUGGGAACUACAAUAGGUACUUAGGUCUGCCUACUAUGGUAGGAAGAUCUAAGUACAACACCUUUAGACACUUGAAGGAGAAAGUUUGGAGGAGAUUGAGUAGUUGGAAAUCUGAGAUGUUAUCCUCGGUAGGGAAGGAAAUUCUGAUUAAAAGUGUGUUGCAAGCAAUUCCUACAUACACCAUGCGUGUCUUUAAACUCCCAUCUGGUUUGUUAAAAGAGCUUGAGGCUAUGUUUUCUCGUUUCUGGUGGAGCCAUAAGAGAGGGACCAAUAGCAUUCAUUGGAGGAGCUGGGAAACGCUAGGGGAAGUGAAGAGCAAAGGAGGACUUGGCUUCAGGAAUCUGAAUAGUUUUAACAAAGCAUUAAUGGCUAAACAAGUAUGGAGAUUCAUUCAAUACCCAGACUCCUUGGUGUCAUAG
Molecule: messenger RNA, 1107 nt
Organism: Juglans microcarpa x Juglans regia
Lineage: Eukaryota; Viridiplantae; Streptophyta; Magnoliopsida; Fagales; Juglandaceae
Exons: 2
Coding region: 1-1107 (368 amino acids)
Source: RefSeq, a predicted model, not a curated record